AGAAGGAGCGCGGGGGGCGGCCGGUGUGCCGCCGCGGCUGAGGAAAAUGGUGUUCGAGUCGGUGGUCGUGGACGUGUUGAACCGGUUUUUGGGGGACUAUGUGGUGAACCUCGACACGUCCCAGCUCACUCUGGGCAUCUGGGGAGGAGCUGUGGCCUUGAAGAACCUUGAAAUUAAAGAAAAUGCCCUGAGUCAACUGGAUGUACCAUUUAAAAUUAAAGUUGGUCAUAUAGGUAAUCUUAAUCUUAUAAUUCCAUGGAAAAACCUUUAUACUCAACCAGUUGAAGCUGUAUUGGAAGACAUUUAUUUACUCAUAGUGCCUUCUUCUAAAAUAAAAUAUGAUCCUCUAAAAGAAGAAAAACAACUCUUAGAAGCAAAGCAGCAGGAACUAAAAAGAAUAGAAGAAGCAAAACAAAAAGUAGCUGAUCAAGAAAACCAACGGGUGGAGAAACAGGACACUUUUACAGAAAAAUUAAUUACUCAGAUCAUAAAAAAUCUUCAAGUGAAAAUUUCCAACAUCCAUAUUCGUUAUGAAGAUGAUAUCACAAAUCGGGACAACCCACUCUCAUUUGGUAUUUCCCUUCAAAAUCUCAGCAUGCAGACCACUGAUCAGUACUGGGUUCCUUAUUUACAUGAUGAAAGUGAGAAACUAUUUCGUAAGUUAAUCCGAUUGGAUAACCUUUUUGCCUAUUGGAAUGUGAAGUCUCAGAUGUUUUAUCUUAAUGAUUAUGAUGAAUCAUUGGACAGCUUGAAAAAUGGCAUUGUCUAUGAAAAUAUUGUUCCAGAAGGUUAUGAUUUUGUAUUUCGUCCCAUAUCUGCUAUUGCCAAACUUCAGAUGAAUCGCAGAUCGGAUUUUGACUUUUCUGCCCCCAAGAUAAAUCUGGAUGUUGAGUUACAUGACAUAGCAAUUGAAUUUAAUAAACUGCAGUAUUUCAGUGUUAUGGAGCUUCUUGAAUCAGUUGAUAUGAUGACACAAAAUCUACCAUAUAGAAAAUUCAAACCUGAUGUACCUCUUCACUACCAUGCCAGAGAAUGGUGGGCUUAUGCUAUAUAUGGUAUUCUUGAAGUAAAUGUUGGUCCCCGCUUACGAAUGUGGUCAUGGAAGCAUAUUAGCGAACACAGGCAAAAAAUGAAGCAAUAUAAAGAACUGUAUAAAAAAAGGCUAAUAAGUAAGAAGCCAUCUGGUGAACUUCUCAUCUCUUUGGAGGAGUUGGAAAAGACUUUGGAUGUAUUUAAUAUAACUAUAUCCAGACAACAAGCAGAAGUUGAGGUAAAGAAAGCUGGAUACAAGAUUUACAGAGAAGGAGCAAAAGAUUCAGAGGAUAAUAAAGGAUGGUUUAGCUGGCUGUGGACUUGGUCAGAACCAAAUACUAAAGAACAACCAGAUGUUAAACCUGGAAUUCUUGAAGAAAUGUUGACACCUGAAGAAAAAACUUCACUCUAUGAAGCAAUUGGCUAUAGUGAAACAGCAGUUGAUCCAACCUUGCCCAAAACAUUUGAAGCCAUGAAGUUCUUUGUUCACUUGAAAAGUAUGUCUAUUGUUCUAAGAGAAAAACAAGAAAAACAUGAACUGUUAGAUAUUGUAGUAGAAGAAUUUAGCACUUUGAUUGUGCAGAGACCAGGAGCCCAAGCAAUUAAAUUUGAAACCAAAAUAGAUUCAUUUCAUGUUACUGGCUUAUCAGAUAAUUCAACAAAACCCCGCCUCCUGUCUUCAUUGGAUGAUGCUACAUCACUCUUCCAAAUUACAUUUGAGAUAAAUCCUUUAGAUGAAACUGUGGCUCAAAGGUGUAUCAUAGAAGCUGAACCUUUAGAAAUGAUAUAUGAUGCAAGAACAGUGAAUAGUAUAGUGGAAUUCUUCAGACCUCCAGAAGAAGUAAAUCUAGCACAGCUCACUUCAGCAACUUUGACAAAACUUGAAGAAUUUCGUGAUAAGACAGCAACAGGUCUACUGUAUAUUAUUGAAACACAGAAAGUUCUUGAUCUCAAAAUUAAUUUGAAGGCCUCAUAUGUUAUUAUCCCACAAGAUGGAAUUUUUAGCCCUACAUCAAAUCUACUUCUUUUGGAUCUUGGUCAUCUCAAGGUGACAAGUAAAAGUCGUUCGGAAUUACCAGAUAUGAAACAAGGUGGGGCCAAACUUGAAGAAAUAAUGCAUAGAGCUUAUGAUUCCUUUGAUAUUCAGCUUACAAGCAUACAGCUGCUUUACAGCAGAGUUGGUGAUAAUUGGAAAGAAGCACGAAAACUCAAUGUAUCUACACAGCAUAUUUUGGUACCUAUGCACUUCAAUGUGGAAGUCUCUAAGGCCAUGGUUUUCAUGGAUACAAGAAUGCCCAAAUUCAAGAUUUUUGGAAAGUUACCACUGAUUUCUUUACGAAUCUCAGAUAAAAAACUGCAAGGGAUUUUGGAAUUGGUUGAAAGCAUUCCAAAACCAAAAGCGGCAACUGAAGUACAUGACCCUGUCAAAUCAUUUCAGAUUCAAAGGUCCACUUCUUUGGGAACGUCACAGAUUUCACAGAAAAUGUAUCCUCUCUUGGAAAUUCCAUGUGUUGAAGAUGAGUCAGAGGAGGAAUUUUUUGAUGCACCGUGUAGUCCCUUGGAGGAGCCUCUUCCAUCUCCGACUAUAGUUAAAAGUUAUCAACAGAAAAAGUUUCAGAAGCCGGAUUGUUCAAAAAAUAUGACUCAGUAUAAAAUAAGAUUUGAAGUGCCAGAGGUUUUGAUUCAGUUUUAUCACCUUGUUGGAGAUUGUGAAUUACCUGUGGUAGAAAUUGAUGUCUUAGGAUUGGGCACAGAAAUUGAGCUUAGAACAUUUGAUUUGAAAGCAAAUGCCUUUUUGAAAGAGUUCUGCUUAAAAUGCCCAGAAUACUUUGAUGCAAAUAAGAAACCAGUUUAUUUGAUUACAACACUGGAUAACACAAUGGAAGAUCUGUUAACACUGGAAUAUGUGAAGGCUGAAAAGAAUGUACCCAACUUGAAAAGUACCUAUAACAAUGUUGUGCAACUGAUUAAGGUGAAUUUUUCCUCUUUGGAUAUUCAUUUACAUACUGAAGCACUUCUGAAUACAAUAAAUUAUUUUAAUAAUAUCCUUCCACAAUUGGAGGAAAAAUCAGCCUCAGUGUAUGUUGCAGAGAGUGAAGACAAAGGAGAAGUCAUUAAAAAAAUAUCUUUAAAACUACCCAAGAGUGAAGAUAUUAUUACCUUGCAGAUUUUAGCAGAAUUAUCAUGUUUACAGAUCUUUAUUCAAGAUCAGAAACGUAACAUUUCUGAAAUUAAGAUUGAAGGGCUUGAUUCUGAGAUGAUAAUGAGGCCUUCAGUAACUGAAAUAAAUGCAAAGCUAAGGAAUAUAAUUGUUUUGGAUUCUGAUGUAACAGCUGUAUACAAAAAGGCUGUUUAUAUCACUGGAAAGGAAGUUUUCAGCUUCAAAAUGGUUUCUUUCAUGGAUGCAACUGCUGGUUCGGCAUACACAGAUAUGAAUGUGGUUGACGUUCAAGUUAAUUUAACUGUUGGUUGCAUUGAAGUAGUUUUUGUCACAAAAUUUCUAUAUUCCAUACUGGCUUUUAUAGAUAAUUUUCAAGCAGCUAAACAAGCCUUGGCUGAGGCAACUGUUCAGGCAGCAGGAAUGGCUGCUACUGGUGUAAAAGAACUGGCACAAAGGAGUUCCAGAAUGGCAUUGGAUGUUAACAUCAAAGCCCCAGUUGUGGUCAUCCCACAGUCUCCAGUUUCUGAAAAUGUGUUUGUUGCUGAUUUUGGACUAAUUACAAUGACAAAUACGUUCCAUAUCAUAACAGAGAGCCAGAGCAACCCCCCACCCAUUAUUGAUUUGAUAACGAUAAAGCUGAGUGAAAUGCGACUAUACAGGACUCAAUUUAUUAAUGAUGCAUAUCAGGAGGUACUGGAUCUACUACUGCCAUUAAAUCUUGAGGUGAUUGUUGAGCGAAAUUUAUCCUGGGAGUGGUACCAGGAAGUUCCUUGUUUUAAUGUAAAUGGUCAGCUAAAACCCAUGGAGUUCAUCCUUAGUCAAGAAGAUAUAACAACUAUUUUUAAAACAUUGUAUGGCAAUAUAUGGUAUGAAGAAGGUGAUAGUGCCUCACCUGUAGGAAUAAAAGAUCAGGGUAGUGUUACUAGUGGAGUUACUUCAUAUCAUUCAGGAGGAACAACUGUAGUGACAGCUGCUGUGGUAGAAGUACAUUCACGUGCCUCUCAAGUUAAGACAACACUAAAUUUGAGUUUCAAAACUGAUUAUCUCACCAUGGUACUGUAUAGUCCAGGUCCUGAACAGACUGCCUUUACAGACGUUCGUGAUCCUUCUCUGGAACUUGCCGAAUUUAAGUUGGAGAAUAUUAUAAGUACUUUAAAAAUGUAUACAGAUGAUUCAACAUUUUCUUCCUUCUCAUUAAAAAACUGUAUUUUGGAUGAUAAAAGGCCUCAUGUCAAGAAGGCAACUCCUAGAAUGAUAGGACUGACAGUUGGAUUUGACAAAAAGGACAUGAUGGAUGUAAGGUAUAGGAGAGUCAGAGAUGGUUGGGUGACUGAUUUAGUCCUUCAAGAGAUGUAUAUUUGUGCAAGUGUGGAAUUUCUGCUGACAGUUGCAAAUGUCUUUCUUGAGGCUUACACCACAAGCACUGCUGUAGAAACCAAUGUUCAAACAUGGACUGCUAAGGAAGAAGUACCUAUACAGGAAUCAGUGAAGUGGGAAAUUAAUAUUCUUAUUAAAAAUCCUGAAAUUGUGUUUGUGGCUGAUAUGACAAGAAAUGAUGCUCCUGCCUUAGUCAUUACAACACAAUGUGAAAUUUGUUGGCUAGGUGACCUUGAAAGCAAUACAAUGACUGCUGCCAUUAAAGAUCUCCAAGUGAGAGCAUGCCCAUUUCUUCCAGUAAAGAGAAAAGGCAAAAUCACUACUGUUUUGCAGCCCUGUGACUUGUUCUAUCAAGCUACUCAGAUAGGUACAGAUCCACAAGUGAUUGAUGUAUCAGUAAAAUCCCUGACACUGAAGGUUUCACCAGUUAUCAUAAAUACUGUGAUUACCAUAACUUCAGCACUUUAUACAACUAAGGAAACCAUCCCACAAGAAACUGCUUCGUCUACAGCACAUUUAUGGGAAAAGAAGGAUACAAAGAAUUUAAAAAUGUGGUUUCUUGAAGAACCAAAUGAAGUUGAAAACUUAGCUCCCGCAACUGAAUUGGUACCCAAAGGAGAGAUAAUAAGAAUGAACAUUGAUUCUAUUUUUAUAGUUCUUGAGGCUGGAAUUGGUCAUAGAACAGUGCCCAUGCUUUUGGCAAAAUCACGUUUUUCAGGAGAAGGCAAAAACUGGAGUACCCUAAUAAAUCUCCACUGUCAACUUAAGCUGGAAGUGCAUUAUUACAAUGAAAUGUUUGGUGUAUGGGAGCCUUUGCUUGAACCCUUAGAAAUUGAUCAGACUGAGGAUUUUAGACCGUGGAAUCUUGGAAUCAAGAUGAAAAAGAAAGCAAAAAAGGCCAUUGUUGAGUCAGAUACUGAAGAAGAAAAUUACAAAGUCCCAGAAUAUAAAACUGUCAUCACUUUUCAUUCAAAAGACCAACUAAACAUUACAUUAUCCAAAUGUGGCCUUAUAAUGUUAAAUAAUUUAGUCAAGGCAUUUACAGAAGCCGCCACUGGAUCUUCAGCUAUCUUCAUAAGGGAUCUAGCGCCAUUUCUGAUUUUAAAUUCUCUUGGACUUACUAUCACUGUUUCACCAAGUGAUUCUUUCAGUGUACUCAAUGUUCCUAUGGCAAAAUCAUAUGUAUUGAAAAAUGAGGAAAGUUUAAGUAUGGAUUAUUUUGGAACUAAAGACAAUGAUCAUUUCAACGCAAUGACCAGCCUAAGCAGCAAGCUCUUCUUCAUUCAUCUUACACCUGCUAACCACUCUGCUGCUGAUAAAAUUCCUUUAACAAAAGUGGGACGACGACUGUACACUGUAAGACACAGGGAGUCUGGAGUUGAAAGAUCUAUUGUUUGUCAAAUUGAUGGAGUAGAAGGAAGUAAGAAGGUAACAAUUCGCUCCCCAGUGCAGAUUAGAAACCAUUUUUCAAUCCCGCUUUCUGUUUAUGGAGGAGACACUUCAUUGGGAACAGCUUCACCUGGAAAUGAAUUCAACAUACCAUUAACAUUUUACCGAUCACUCCUUUUUCUGAAGCCAGAAGAUGAGGACUAUCAAAUGUGUGAAGGAAUUGACUUUGAAGAAAUCAUAAAAAAUGAUGGCACUUUUCUAAAGAAGAAAUGUAGACCUAUCAACCCAUCAAAGAAACCAUUUAUCAUUAAUAUUGUCCCAGAAAAAGAUAACUUGACAUCUCUGUCAGUAUAUUCAGAAGAUGGUUGGGAUUUACCAUACAUAAUGCAUCUAUGGCCACCUAUCCUACUCCAAAAUCUUCUUCCUUAUAAAAUUGCUUAUUAUGUAGAGGGGAUUGAACAUAGAGUUUUUACUCUAAACGAAGGACAUUCAGCCCAGAUUUGUACUGUGGAGUUGGAUAAAGCCAAGCUACAUUUAAAAUUACUUGACUAUCUUAAUCAUGACUGGAAAAGUGAAUAUCAUAUAAAAUCUAAUCAGCAAGAUAUUAGUUUCAUCACUUUUACCUGUGUUACAGAAUUAGAAAAGACUGAUUUAGAUAUUGCUAUCCAUGUGACUUAUAAUACUGGCCAGACAGUUGUGGCAUUUCAUAGUCCUUAUUGGAUGGUCAAUAAAACUGGUCGAAUGUUACAGUAUAAAGCAGAUGGAAUUCAUCGAAAGCAUCCACCUAAUUAUAAAAAGCCAGUUCUCUUUUCUUUUCAGCCAAAGCACUUUUUUAAUAACAAUAAGGUUCAGCUUAUGGUAACUGAUAGUGAAUUGUCAGAUCAGUUUUCAAUUGAUACCGUUGGUAGUCAUGGAGCUGUCAAAUGUAAAGGCCUGAAAAUAGAAUAUCAAGUUGGUGUCACUAUAUACCUCAGCAGUUUUAACAUUACCAGAAUUGUGACAUUUACCCCUUUUUAUAUGAUUGAAAACAAAAGCAAAUAUCGUAUAUCAGUGGCUGAAGAGGGAAGUGAUAAAUGGUUCUCUCUUGAUUUAGAGCAGUGUAUCCCCUUUUGGCCUGAGGAUGCUUCUAAUAAACUUCUGAUUCAAGUUGAAAGAAAUGAAGGCCCUCCAAAAAAGAUACAUUUUAACAAGCAAGAAAAUUGUAUUUUAUUGCGUCUAGAUAAUGAGCUUGGAGGUAUUAUAGCAGAAGUUAACUUGGCUGAGCAUUCUACAGUUAUUACAUUUUCAGAUUAUCAUGAUGGAGCAGCUACAUUCCUGUUAAUAAAUCACACCAAGAAUGACAUUGUUCAGUACAAGCAAAGUUCUCUCAGGGAAAUAGAAGAUUCCCUCCCUCCAGGAAAAGCAGUAUUUUAUACAUGGGCUGAUCCAGUGGGCUCUAGAAAGCUGAAGUGGACAUGUGGAAAAAGCCACGGUGAAGUAACACAAAAGGAUGAUAUGAUGACACCUAUAAAUUUGGGGAAAAAGACCAUUUAUUUAGUUUCAUUCUUUGAAGGCUUACAACGCAUUAUUUUAUUUACUGAAGAUCCAAGGGUAUUUAAAGUGACAUAUGAAAGUGAGAAAGCAGAGUUAGCAGAGCAAGAAAUUGUGUUGGCAUUACAAGAUGUUGGAAUUUCUCUCGUCAACAAUUACACAAAGCAAGAAGUAGCCUAUAUUGGCAUUACAAGUUCUGAUGUGGUUUGGGAGACAAAGCCCAAGAAGAAGGCAAGAUGGAAGCCAAUGAGUGUAAAGCACACUGAGAAGUUAGAGAAAGAAUUCAAGGAAUAUACUGAAUCUUCACCUUCAGAAGAUAAGGUUAUAGAGUUGGACACUAACAUUCCGGUUCGCUUCACACCCAGUGGUACUAACAUGAAAAUUCUGCAACCACAUGUAAUAGCUAUACGAAGAAAUUAUCUUCCAGCAUUAAAAGUAGAAUAUAGCACAUCUGCACACCAGUCAUCAUUUAGAAUUCAAAUUUAUAGAAUACAGAUCCAAAACCAGAUACAUGGUGCUAUAUUUCCAUUUGUGUUUUAUCCUAUUAAACCUCCCAAGUCAAUCACCAUGGAUUCAGCACCAAAGCCCUUUACAGAUGUCAGUAUUGUCAUGAGAUCUGCAGGGCAUUCCCAGAUAUCACGUAUUAAGUACUUCAAAGUGUUGAUCCAAGAAAUGGAUCUCAGGUUAGAUCUUGGGUUUGUCUAUGCUUUAGCAGAACUUGUGACAGAAGCUGAAGUGACUGAAAAAACAGAGGUUGAACUUUUUCAUAAAGAUAUAGAAGCUUUCCAAGAAGAAUGUAAAACAGUUUCAUUGGCAGACUCAUCACAAGUCAGUCUCUAUGAAUACUUUCAUAUAUCUCCUAUCAAGUUGCAUUUAAGUGUUUCACUGAGUUCGGGUAAAGAAGCUAAAGAUUCAGAACAACGUGGAGGACUGAUUGCAGUUCAUUCUUUAAAUCUUUUGCUGAAGAGUAUUGGUGCCACUCUUACAGAUGUACAAGAUGUAGUUUUUAAGCUUGCAUUUUUUGAACUCAACUAUCAGUUCCAUACAACAUCUGAACUACAAUCUGAAGUAAUAAGACACUAUUCAAAACAGGCCAUUAAGCAGAUGUAUGUACUCAUUCUUGGACUUGAAGUUUUGGGAAAUCCCUUUGGCUUGAUUAGAGAAUUUUCUGAAGGUGUGGAAGCAUUUUUUUAUGAACCUUACCAGGGAGCCAUUCAGGGUCCUGAAGAGUUUGUCGAAGGAAUGGCACUAGGACUGAAAGCACUAGUUGGUGGGGCUGUUGGUGGAUUAGCUGGUGCUGCCUCCAGAAUCACCAGUGCUAUGGCUAAAGGGGUAGCAGCUAUGACUAUGGAUGAAGACUACCAACAGAAGAGAAGAGAAGCCAUGAAUAAGCAACCAGCUGGUCUUAGAGAAGGCAUCACUCGUGGAGGAAAAGGCUUAGUUUCUGGUUUUGUAAGUGGCAUAACAGGAAUUGUUACAAAACCAAUCAAAGGAGCUCAAAAAGAAGGAGCAGCUGGUUUCUUUAAAGGUGUUGGGAAAGGUUUAGUUGGAGCAGUGGCAAGGCCAACAGGAGGCAUCAUAGACAUGGCUAGCAGUACAUUUCAGGGAAUAAAAAGAGCUACAGAAACUUCUGAUGAAGUAGAGAGUCUCCGACCCCCUCGAUUCUUUAAUGAAGAUGGAGUUAUCAGACCGUACAGGUUGAGGGAUGGUACUGGAAAUCAAAUGUUACAGGCAUCAGAAAGUUUGAUAUGAAAACAGUUAAUGCAUGACUUGGCAAGUGAAAGCCAGCAGUAGAUUUUAGCCUUAAAAUUUAUAGACUACGUACAGCUGUUUCAGUAUUUUGAAUACAAAGGAAAGCUUUUGUAUCGGUAACUUUUUGUAUAGGAUUUUUAGUGAAUCUGAUCUUUUUAUAGGCUCUUCUUAGUUGUGUACUGGAUUUGCUCAAUUUAUUAAAAGCCAUUGUGCCUUUUGUACCCUCAUAAUUGGUGGUACUUAUUUAGCCAAUUAGACCAUUUGUGUUUAUCAAACCGCUAGUAGCUUUUUUACCAGAUAUAACCCUCAUGUCCAAUUAGGCAUGGGUAAGGAAAAAUAUCAGGACCACUGCUAUUGCAAAUUCUUGAGUUCUUAUGUUUUCCUUUUGAAGAUGCUCAAAUGACCAUGACCCUCUUCCUGCUUUAUGCUUGUGUAGUCUGUUUAAAACCUUGUGGAAUUUGAUAAGCAGUUCACAUGAAAGCCAACAUCUUUUAGUAAGGAAAAUUGGCUUUUGGAACAAUAGAAAACUUGAAGUAGAAUAUUUUAUCUGUUUAGACAACUUUCUUACUUUGUAUCUUGGACUUUUUAAAAUCUGGAUUAUGGUGUAGGUAACUUACACCAUAAUAGGUUAUACUGAUUUAAAGUCGUUUCUGUGUUUAGAUGUGGAAUACUAAAUUAAAUCAUUUGUUUGAAGACAAACAAAGAGUGAUUAUGUUGUAUAGACUUGAAAAUAUUCAUGGUAAUAAUAAACUGUGGGGAUAUGAUCCUUCCUUUAUAAUAAGCCUUGAUAUUUUAAAUAUUGUCAUGUCUAGAGAGAUCAGGGUAAAGAUUUAAAACUUUAAUAUUUUUCCCACUACAUGCAAAAUAUAUGAUUUUGCAUAAAAUGUACUUCCAUCUAAUGUAGUAAAACAUAACCAUUGAGUUAAUGUGCAAUAUUUAGUAAAGUGAGUUUACAUUGUAUUUAAAAUAUUUUUAAAGCAUCAAAAUAGUUGCAUAUUGGGAUAGAGCUGGCCAUCUAGUGAGAGGUUGUGCUCUAAAGGGCAUGUUUUACAGUCUCUACAGUGACAGCAUAUUAUUCUUUGGAAGAUGAAAAUGUUCAGAAGUCACCUAUGGUUAAUACACUUGAACAUAUAUUUCUGCUCAGUACCUGCCUUUCCUUAUUAGAACACAAUUAACAUGUUGCUAAUAUUUUACCAGACUGAAUAGUGAUUAAAUCAUCUUUUAGAAAACUAAAAAUAUUUCUUGAGAGACUGUUGUAACAAACUUAGUAGGAAGUAAGAAUGAGUAGUGAGGAGAGUUUUAGAAAUACAUCCUCGUUAUUAGGGAACAGAUUAUAAUAAGUAAGAAAGGCAUGAGUUAUCAGAAAUUUCUCACGAUUGAUGUUUCAAGUAACAAGUAAAUUUCAGUGACAAGUAAAUUUAUUCUACACCUUCCUUUUUAUUUUCUGAAGCUUUAAACGUUGGGAUUCAAAGGUCAUGACUUUUGACCGUGUAUUUUUAAAGAUGCGUAUUAUUUUCCGUAGGCCAGUCUUAGCACUAAUUACUAAAAGAGCUAUGUAAAUAACUAAAAACUCACACUAUCUUGUCAGCCAUUACUUGUUUUUCAGCAAGAGCAUUAAACACAGUGUUAGCCGGAAUACCUAUGGGAAAUCAUCGGAUGCCUUAGGAUGUUUGUGGUUAGCAUUAUUCUCUUACAGAUGUAAGCAGUGAGUUGUUGCUUUGGUGGUAGUGGUGCUUUUUUGAAUCAAAACUCUUCUGUAUUAUUAGCAAACACUUUAAAAUCUACAAAUAUCAGUACUGUGGAAAUGAAGUAGAUGACAUAUAAACAGAAUUUAAAAUCUCAUCCACCUAGAUUUAAUCUGAGUGAUUUAACCCUGAUGCCCUUAGAAAACUUGCAAAUAUUUCUCCUUUUAUUUCUAGUUUUCUAAAAAAGUACUCUGUGUUCACUAAAUUAUAUAUGCCCAUAUAUAAUAAUUAAAUAUAAAAUACACUCUUUCAUUGUGUCCUUUUCUUUCUAGAAAGUAGCACAUUUUUAUCAUCCUUUCUAGUAGUCAGAGUUGCCUACUAGAGAAAUAGAAUAAUAAUUCUAAUAUAUUCACAGAAUACCCUUACUGGUAUCAUCAAAAUAUUUUAUACAUUAAGUGUGCCAACCAGUAAAGUUUAGUCUUAGGUCUAUUAAGUUAUGGAACAUUAUAUCCAUAGUUACUGCCCUCCUCAGAGCUGAAAAGUCUGCUUCAAAAUUCUUCUGACUCCUUGAACAUUUCAUAAUUUUAUAUGUUUUCCAAGCAAUUUACCAUACUUAACUAACCUUUGUGCUUUUUUUUUUUUUUUUUUUUU
Molecule: messenger RNA, 11577 nt
Organism: Diceros bicornis minor
Lineage: Eukaryota; Metazoa; Chordata; Mammalia; Perissodactyla; Rhinocerotidae
Gene: VPS13A
Product: vacuolar protein sorting 13 homolog A
Exons: 69
Coding region: 47-9241 (3064 amino acids)
Biological process (GO): protein targeting to vacuole; autophagy; protein retention in Golgi apparatus
Cellular component (GO): extrinsic component of membrane
Source: RefSeq, a predicted model, not a curated record